Messenger RNA from Papaver somniferum (opium poppy), 1563 nucleotides. RefSeq lists its product as uncharacterized. NCBI's taxonomy places the organism in Eukaryota, Viridiplantae, Streptophyta, Magnoliopsida, Ranunculales, Papaveraceae. The record is from RefSeq and is a predicted model, not a curated record. The coding region runs from base 1 to 1563 and encodes 520 amino acids. The transcript has a single exon.
AUGGAACCAACUUCUUCUUCUUUGUCUCUUGUUCCAAAACAAAAAACUCCUUUGUGCAACUUCAAACCGUUGGUAAUACCUCCUCCUGUUGGUGGAGGUGGUGUUGGAGUAGCGGUUCCUCUGCAUGAAAACAGUGGGGUACAUGCAAUCAUGGCAGAAACACUGCCGAGGUAUGUAAUACUCCAAUCAGAUUAUAAUGAUAGAUACUUGCGCUCUGUUGAAGGUAAUUUGCAGGUUCCUCUGGCUCUCAAAUUCGGAGGUCAAUACAGUUUCGAUCGUGACACGAGGUUUGAGUUGGAGAAGGGGAAAAAUAAAGAUGCUGCCGGACUGUUUAAUAUCAAAUGUAUGUACAACAAUAAGUACUUGUCAACUGUAAGCGCAACCAACAACUGGAUCACUGCGGUUGCUGCUGAACCUGAGGAGGAUCAAACAAAAUGGUCGUGCACACUUUUCCAGCCCGUUUUCGUAACUGCUGGCGAUAAUACCAUGGUACGAUUUCGCCAUAUGGCUACUGGCGAUUUCACUUGCUUACAGGCGGGCGCUUCCACCCUCGUUGACUGCUUAAAGGCGGAUAGUGAUAGAGAUGGGUACGACAAGUUUCUUGUCAUCAACUGGGAGUCUGUAGUGAUGUUCCCAAACCGUAUCGUAAUCAAGGGGGACAAUAACAGGUACCUCCGUGAAAGGGGCGACACAUUCUUGGCUUUUGACACUGAUAAACUUGAGGGAUUUGAUACGGAAUACGAGGUGACUCCAAGUCGAAAUGGAGGCCUCCGCAUUAAGUGCCUUUCUAACGGGAAAUUAUGGAGAAAGGAUAAUGGUUUUUGGAUAGGUGCAGACGGAUCUGAUGGCAAUAACCACAAUACCAAUAACGUGUUUCUCCCUGUUAAAUUGGCAGAAAAUCUGGUGGCUUUCAGAAGCCUAAGAGACAACCUUUACCUCAAGAGACUCUCGUAUGAUGGCGAGGACGACUGCCUAGCUGCCCUCAACAAAUAUGUUGACGAGUAUUCUCGCCUGAAAAUUGAGGAUCCUGCUAUAUCGAGGAAAAUCGAUAACGUCGUUUUUCGGAUCCCUGCUGCAAAUACAUCUAAAGGAAAACCCGUUGUGCUUAUAACCAAAAGGGUCGAAAAUAACACCCUAUCGGCCAUGACGGUAGCAAUAGAUCUCAGGAUUUCAGAUGUCCAUAGUAGUACUUGGAACGCAAGCCUAUCUCUGAGUCUAGGUGUUAAAACAACCAUGACAUCUGGUGUGCCAGAGGUUGCGGAAGCAUCGAUUGAGUUUUCCGUAGAGUUUACCAGUUCGUACGAAUGGGGACAAACGGUGGAAAGGGAAGUACAGAUGGGGUCUGUUUAUACAGUUGAGGUGCCGUCUAAGAGUAUUGUGACGGCAAGUCUGAUUGCGGUACAGGGCACUGCUGGUAUUCCUUUUUCUUAUACUCAGACCGAUAUUCUGUCGGAUGGGACUGAAAAAAUCUAUGAAAAAGACGAUGGUUGGUUUGUUGGUGCCAAUGCCUUCAACGAAACCUUCAAGGUUGAGCAGACUGCCAUCCCAACAGCUAAACUUUAG